Messenger RNA from Pelobates cultripes (western spadefoot toad), 429 nucleotides. NCBI's taxonomy places the organism in Eukaryota, Metazoa, Chordata, Amphibia, Anura, Pelobatidae. The record is from the annotation of a GenBank genome assembly.
AUGGCCUCCCCCUUCUUUAAACCGAGGGAGCGAAUAUGGUGUCUGAAUGAAUCAUUAUUGCUGGAAGACGAAGUACGCACCGGUGUACGAGAGGCUUUAAUCGACUACUUCAAGGAAAACACCAACCUAGACACAGCCUGGACUAACUUAUGGGAGAGCCACAAUAAUGUAAUCCAAGGUGUUCUUAUUUCCAUAGGGGCAAACAAGAAGAAGGCUAGAUCAGAACAGAUCCGAAACAUUUUGGACAAGAUUGCAAUUGUGGACCUACGUCACAAACAAACAUUAGCUGAGACAGAUCUAAGUGAGUUCCUGUCGAUCAGGAAAGACCUUGCGUCACUUAACACUCAACAACAUUUCUCUAUGCUACAAAAAUCCAGGAGAUUCUUCUGUGAACUCUCAAAUAAGUGUGGACGCCUACUAGCUAGCUAA